Durotheca rogersii is the source of this 1106-nucleotide messenger RNA. Its product is annotated as dihydrodipicolinate synthetase family protein. The transcript has a single exon. The coding region runs from base 115 to 1053 and encodes 312 amino acids. The record is from RefSeq and is a predicted model, not a curated record. Gene Ontology annotation, molecular function: 4-hydroxy-tetrahydrodipicolinate synthase activity. NCBI's taxonomy places the organism in Eukaryota, Fungi, Ascomycota, Sordariomycetes, Xylariales, Xylariaceae.
GUCUCUUCGCUAUAGGAACGCCACUCUACGUCUGGGAUCCCCGUCGUCUCAGCUACGCUGCCCCGUCCACCUACUACGUAGAAUCUCUGGCUGGAGAAGCUGCCGCUAUCCUCGAUGACGGAGUCUUGGAACCGACCUCAUUCCCUUCCCCGUGGGGUCUACGUCCCCACUGUGGCCUUCUUCAACGAGAACGACGAGGUUGACCUCGAGGCCACGCAGCGCCACGCCGUCCACCUAGCCGAAGCCGGCGUUGCUGGCAUCCUCGUCCACGGGUCGAACGGCGAGGCCGUGCACCUGGACAGGGAAGAGCGUAGCCUUAUUGUUAAGACCACGAGGGCUGCGCUCGAUCAGGCUGACCACCACCUCAUGCCGCUCAUCGCUGGUUGCGGGGCCCAGUCUACCCGUGAGACUAUCCAGCUAUGUCAGGACGCCGCCGCCGCCGGGGCUGGCUUCGCCAUCGUGCUCCCUCCGGCCUACUACGGCAGUCUCCUCGACACGGCCAAGAUCAUCCGGCACUUCCAUGACGUCGCUACGGCCAGCCCGAUCCCCAUCCUCAUCUACAACUUCCCCGGGGCUUGCUCGGGCCUAGACCUCUCCUCCGACACCAUCCUGGAGAUCGCCAAGCACCCCAAUGUCCUUGGCGUCAAACUCACAUGCGGGAACACGGGCAAGUUGGCUCGUGUCGUCGACGGAGCCAAGCCCGGUUUCUUCGUCGCCGGCGGCAGCGCCGAUUUCAUCCUGCAGGGCCUGGUCGUCGGCGGACACGGCACCAUCGCCGGUACCGCCAACCUCGUACCCCGGGCCUGCGUUCGCAUCUGCGAGCUAUUCAACGCGGGCGAGCUGAAGGAAGCGAAGCGACUACAGGCCGUCGUUGCCAAGGCGGACUGGGCCGCCAUCCAGACGGGGUUCGCCGGCGUCAAGGCUGCCCUGCAGCACUUCGAGGGAUACGGCGAAAACCUGAGGAAGCCCUGUGGGCUGCCAAGCAUCGAGGUGACGAAGAUGAUUACAAAUGGAUUCGAGGAGGCGAUAGCAUUAGAGCGGAGUUUGGCGUAGAAAAGAAAAAGGGGAGGGGAGCCACAAGGCGCCACCGGGUAAGGGGGGCGGGU